Messenger RNA from Helianthus annuus (common sunflower), 3793 nucleotides. RefSeq lists its product as uncharacterized. NCBI's taxonomy places the organism in Eukaryota, Viridiplantae, Streptophyta, Magnoliopsida, Asterales, Asteraceae. Gene Ontology annotation, molecular function: protein binding. Bases 1048 to 3672 code for a protein of 874 amino acids. The transcript is spliced from 12 exons. The record is from RefSeq and is a predicted model, not a curated record. Gene Ontology annotation, biological process: defense response.
GAAAAAGUUCGGCAUCAAAGUCAAGAGUGCUUCAAGGUGGACAGAUCACAACGUAAGUAUGUGGAAGAUGGCUCUUAUGCAAGUUGCUCAGUUGACCGGCUUGGUGCUCACCGGGCCUGAAACAAGCUUUUUAAAUGAAAUUGUUGAUAUAGUUUACACUAAAUUAGAUCGUAAAGAUGUUUAUCUUCCACUCAACAUAACGGGGAUGACCACUCGCUAUGAGGAGAUCAAAUCCUGGUUAGAUCAGUACAAUCUUGAAUUUUUAGCAAUUUACGGCAUGGGUGGAAGUGGCAAGACAACACUAGCCAAAUAUAUAUACGACUCAAAUCAAAAUACUUUUGAAUACGUGAGUUUUGUUGAAGACAUUGGUAGCAGAUGUAAAGGACCACAUGAUUUACUUAAACUACAAGAACAACUGCUCAAAGAUAUUUUAGGGGGGAAAAAGAGAAAAAUACCUAGUGUUUCUCGAGGUACAUGCAUGAUUGAGGAAGUCUUGCAAACAAAGAGAACUCUCAUUGUUCUUGAUGACAUUGUUGAUCAUAAGCAAUUAGUUGCUCUUCUGGGAACAGGGAAGAUUAAUGCACAAAGCAAAAUUAUAAUUACAACCAGGGAAAAUACAGAUACCUGGUUUGACCAUUCAUAUUGGAGGUGUCAGAAGUAUGAAAUGAGAUUAUUGAAUGAUGAUGAAUCACAAGAGCUAUUAAGUCGUCAUGCAUUUGGGUCCAAAAUUCCCAUGGCGGGCUUUAAGGAGCUUGUACUACAAGCAGUACAAUAUUGUGAAGGAAAUCCUCUAGCUCUUGAAGUUUUAGGCUCAUCUCUAUUCAAGAACAAUACCAUCUCACAUUGGAAAAGUCAAUUGAAUUUAUUGGAAAAAGAUAUAGAUUCUCGACUUCAUGGUGUACUUGUUAGGAGCUACAUGUCAUUGCCAUAUAACUCUGAAAAAGAGUUGUUUUUGCAUAUCGCUUGUUUCUUUAUAGGCAAAGACAUGGAUUAUGUGGUAAAGAUAUUGGAGCCUGAUUACUCUGCAACAUCUGGGGAAAUGGGGAAAUGGGUAAAGAUAUUGAAAGAUGUCUUCUUUCUGUUUCACCAAACAAAAAGCUCAUAAUGCACAGAUUGCUUCAAGAAAUGGGGAAAAACAUAGUCCGCCACGAAUCGAUAAAAUCCCCUGCAAAGCGUAGUAGAGUUUGGCUUAAUAUAGACACUUAUAAGAUAUUGAGCAAAGGAAAGGGUUCAAAAACGGUAGAAGGUUUAGCACUAGAUAUGGAAGUGCUGUUGGAAGAGAAUUUUGCAAUCAAGGCUUCGGAGCUUAAAACAGACUCACUUAGAAAUAUGGAUCGCCUAAAAUUGCUCCAGCUAAAUUUCGUGGAACUCCAUGGAUCCUAUGAAAAUAUUUCUGAGGAUUUAAGAUGGCUCUGCUGGCUUGGAUUCCAUUUAAGAACCAUACCCUCAGACUUAUACAUGGGAAACAUGGUGGCUAUAGAUAUGAGCUAUAGUAACCUGGAAGUAUUUGAACCCCCUAUGGUUCUUCAGUCAUUGCAGAUUCUAAAUCUUAAAGACUCACACAAUCUAUUUGAAAUCCGCAACAUAUUCAAGAUGCCUCAUCUUGAGACUUUAAUUCUUUGGAACUGUUACGAAUUGCAUAAUGUUUGUGAAACCAUUGGAGGCCUUAAAAGUCUUGCAACAUUGAACAUGAUAGGGUGUAAAAACUUAUUCAACAGGGAGCAAAACAAUCUGUUGGGAGCUUCUACUUCUGGUGAAGUUCUUACAAAACAACCUACUUUUUACUUCCCACUUUCAUUACAUCGGUUAUUCCUCAAAGACUGCAAUCUUGAGUAUACUGAUUCUUUUUCUUUGGGUUUCAAAAUACAACCAUAUUUGCAAUACUUGAAUUUAGGCAAUAAUUUAUUUGAGUUCAUCCCUUGCUACAAUCAUCUUAAAAGUCUUCGGGUUCUUGAUUUGAGUUUUUGCUCUAGACUCAAAUGCCUUCUAUGUCUCCCUAGAACACUUGCAGAACUGUAUAUAUAUUAUUGUGUGUUACUAGAGAGAAUAACUUUCGAAUCACAUAGAUUCACUUUGCAUGAGUUCGGUUAUGAAGGCUGUAAUAGUUUGUAUGAAAUUGAAGGCUUUAUCAAAUUGGUAUUAAUAGCUAAUCUAACUGAAAAUGAUUUGGGACACUUGAAGUGGCUACAAGAAUAUAAGAAUCACCAGAUGUGCCUUGUUGGUGAUGAUGAGCUCACAUUAGGCAGAAGUAGCCAAAUCCAGAUGCUGUUUGAAUUUGGUAUGAUGAGCACAUCUCUGCCGGAUAUAAAAGAUCCCAACAUAACACCUACGUAUAUAUCAGAAUCAACGUCUUUGUCCUUUGAAGUUCCUUCGUGUCCCAUAAAUAAGACUCUUAAAGGAAUUAAUGUAACUUUUAAGUAUGCAGUAUCAGGUGAUGAUUGGGUAUGGUUUUGUAAAGUCAGUACGAGCAAUGGUGUUGUUGAUAUGAUGUACAACCCUAAAGUCUUUGGCAAACCUGAAUCUGGGAAAGUAUGCAUAUGGUUAAGCUAUUGGCCAAUCGGGAAGGUAUUGGACAUGGGAGACACAGUUAGCGUGUCUAUUGUUGUCAUUAGCGGAUUGGAGGUACAUGAAUGUGGUGUGAGUCUUGUGUACUGUGAUCAUGAAACCUUGGAAAAUAACAUGGGAUGGGCCGAAAUUGUUGGGGUAGAUUUGACUGAUUUUAAAUUAAGUACCGGAGCGUACUAUCUUUGUCGGCGUGAUUUCUUUUCGUUAAUGGAGGUUGGUAGAUUAACUCCUGACUGGUUUAGGAUUUUAGUCGGUGAUGCCAUUGACUACACUGAGGUAAGAGGAUGGAGAAAGACAGGUCGGCCAAAACAGGUGAAUGAUUCAUCAUUUACCGAGCUGAAAACUAUUAGAUGUAUCAUCGAUGGUCCUGAGUUGGAGCAUGUUUACAAGAUUGCAGAGAUGUCCAAAUCUUCUAUUGAUGAUAAAACUGUGGCAUUCACAUCAAGCUUGCUUGAGAGGGGAGUGCAGUCUAGCACUAGAUCUGAUUUAAUUGAUAAAGCAAUAGAGGAAAUUUAUGACGAGCGAUAUGGGUCUGGCGAUGAGAAGUUUGGCAAUUUUAUAUCUACUGCUGAUGAAAUCACGAUAGAGGAAUCUGAUCUUUACCCACAUGAACAAAAAGAGAGCGAGGGGACCUACAGCAUGUCUAAAGCAUUUGUUUCUGAUGAAACUAGUCAAACUGUUCCCGAUCCCGUUUCUAACACGUCCUCAGGUGUUAUUAUUGAAGAAACUCAGGGGAAACCUGAAUAUUAUAUAAACCAAUGUACUGAAAACAUCGAAAACAAUACCAAUACCAAUUCUUGGUUUUCUUCUUCUUUAUGGGCUUUUGUUGACUCGAUACCAACCACACCAGCUUCGGUUUCAGAAAGUAGUGCACUUGUAAACAGGGCGUUUGAGCGAAUGUCAAGCUUUGUUAGGGGUAAAAACGUAAAUUUAGCGGCCACUGAUGCCAGUGCCGCUAGUGGCAACACAACGGAAAGGUUAGAGAAACCAAAACCGUCGAGAUCAAGUAGGGGUAUUUUAUAUUUUUCUGUUCUUGGAGUAUUGUGUGCUAUUUUAUGGGUAUUUAUAGGGUGGUGUAUUGAAUUAUCAAGUAGAUUUUUACGGUGAUUGGUGUAGAUUUUGAAUGGUUUAGCCGUAGUGGUUUACUAGUGUCUUGUUGGUAACGAUGGCAGCCAUGAGCUAGAUCGAUUGGAAUGUGUUCAUAUGUGGCAAUAAAAGUCGAUUCUCA